GACAACAGGAGAAGUAGCAUCUGGAGUUGUAAAUAAAGUAUUCAAUCAGCCAAAAGCCAGAGCAAAAGAGCUGGGUCUAGAUAUAUGUCUAAUGUAUAUAGAAAUUGAGAAAGGUGAGGCAGUACAAGAAGAAUUACUGAAGGGCCUGGACAACAAAAACCCAAAAAUCAUAGUAGCAUGUAUAGAGACACUGAGAAAAGCACUAAGCGAGUUUGGCUCAAAAAUAAUCUCCCUGAAGCCAAUCAUUAAAGUCUUGCCAAAACUUUUUGAGUCCCGGGAAAAGGCUGUUCGGGAUGAAGCCAAACUCCUUGCUGUGGAGAUCUACCGCUGGAUAAGGGAUGCUCUGAGACCUCCACUGCAGAACAUCAAUUCUGUUCAGCUGAAAGAACUGGAAGAAGAGUGGGUCAAAGUGUCAUCAGCUGCUCCUAAGCAGACCAGAUUCCUGCGUUCCCAACAGGAGCUAAAAGCAAAAUUUGAGCAGCAACAGGCAGCUGGAGGAGAUGCAGAUGAAGGAGGUGAUGAUGAGGAAGAAGCAGUACCACAAGUAGAUGCAUACGAGUUGCUUGAAGCUGUAGAAAUUCUUUCCAAGCUUCCUAAAGACUUCUAUGAGAAAAUAGAAGCCAAAAAGUGGCAGGAAAGGAAAGAAGCUCUAGAAGCUGUUGAAGUGCUGGUGAAAAAUCCCAAAUUGGAAUCGGGGGACUAUGCAGACUUGGUGAAAGUUCUCAAAAAGGUUGUUGGAAAGGAUACAAAUGUUAUGUUAGUGGCAUUGGCUGCCAAAUGCCUUGCUGGACUAGCUACUGGCCUCCGAAAGAAAUUUGGACAGUAUGCAGGGCAU
Merops nubicus (carmine bee-eater) is the source of this 835-nucleotide messenger RNA. RefSeq names its product cytoskeleton-associated protein 5-like. The transcript has 6 exons. Lineage: Eukaryota; Metazoa; Chordata; Aves; Coraciiformes; Meropidae. The record is from RefSeq and is a predicted model, not a curated record. Gene Ontology annotation, molecular function: microtubule plus-end binding; microtubule plus end polymerase activity. Gene Ontology annotation, cellular component: kinetochore; spindle pole; microtubule plus-end. Gene Ontology annotation, biological process: mitotic spindle organization; establishment or maintenance of microtubule cytoskeleton polarity; microtubule polymerization. The annotation marks the transcript as partial.